Trichobilharzia regenti is the source of this 2490-nucleotide messenger RNA. The record is from the annotation of a GenBank genome assembly. Lineage: Eukaryota; Metazoa; Platyhelminthes; Trematoda; Strigeidida; Schistosomatidae.
AUGUCUGGUCAGUCACAACGUGGAAAAAUGAAGUCGAUGAGAACACGAAAUCAGCGUAUGCCAAUUCCUGCAAAUGCUUCGCGUGCGGCACAUACACAGAAUUCUGACGAAAGUUUGGGGAUAUAUGCUAAUCCCGGACUCACCUACAUCCUUGGACGUCACGUUAUAGGAAACGUAGGAGAGAUUAUAACAACAGAAAAUGAUCGUGUUAUCGGGGUCAUAAAAGCUAUUUCUCCUUCGGCUGAUUUGGGAUUGACAUUUGCUCAAGUUGCACAGAAGAAUGACAAAGGAACUCGUAGGAAUGUAACAGACAAAACUGUUUUGUGGUCUGAAAUUAAGAUGAUUCGAAUCCGCAAUAUAAAUAAGACGGACUGCUUAGUUAAUGAUAUAAAAACUGACAGUGAGAUAGCAAAAGAUUGUGCUGCUGGUAACGUUGUAGCAGAUAAAGAAUUGGUUCCUUUCUUCGCUUCAUCAGAUGGGGUUAAAGACUUUUUGCUUGAUCAAGGGAGCUUCUCAGCAGUAGAAAUGUUUGAAACAAAUGAGAAGAUGUUCUCCGUAUCUUCUACCUACAACCCGGAUUUACGAGAAUAUACGACACCUGUCGACCGUUCUGCUCCCAACUUCUCAGAAACUGAAGCGCGUUGUGCAAAAUUGGCACAGGAUAUAACGGAAAAUUCCUCAGGAAUGGGAUUAAUGGAUGAUGAAGGCGAUAUUUGUAUGGAAAAUGAAGAGGAGAAAUAUAGCGCAGUUGUUCGUCCCAGUACAACUCAGAAUGCGGCACGUAGUACAAAGAAUAAUCAUCGUUUGAAUUCAGCAUCUCAGCCUGAGUCUACUGUUAAUAUCACUACCCAACUCUCUCAGGUGUGUAUUCAGUCAAAUAAGCCUAGUAAUACUGAAGCUGUGCGAGUGAGCAUUUCUGUUGGAGAGGCAUUAAAGUCAGAUGCUAACCCUCAAAUUAAUGGUGUAUCCAAAGUAUGCAUUCAAGGUGAAAAAGAUAAAACUAAACAGAUCCAUGAUCAAUCGACGGAAGUAUCAACUCCUGUAUGUGUGUGCACAACAGCAUCAUGUGUGAAAAGCAGUACAACAUCAGAUGCACCUGUGACAUCCAGUACCAAAGUUAGUACGACAGAGGAGCGAGUAAAAAAGUCAACUCUAGACCCAAAUGCUCCAGAGUUUCAGCCAAUGGGAUUAUCUUAUACCUCACAUUCUGUGGCUAAUAUGGCUCAAACACUCCAAUCAGGUUUACCACCAUUUUCUGCUCAAAGCAUACAAAUUCCACAGCACUAUGUAUCCACUAUGAAUGUUAUCUCUCAAGCUCCUCCACUACCUGGGCAGACAGCAUUUAUUGCUGCAGGUCAGCACAUGUACGCACCUUUCCAGUAUACCCAUCAGGCACAGGUGCAGCAGAUGUUACCUCCAGUUUGCUCCAGUGGUCCAGGCACAAAUCAACAAAUUAGAGGAAAUUCAUUGCCGCCGUCUAUGAAUCAACAAAGUUACACCAAUCAUGGUCAUAACAUGUUGCCUCAAAUGGGGCAGGGUGUUUCUCUGGGACAGAUAAUUACAUCCCCUCAAGUUAUAAGUGGUCAUAAUUCUGCAGGUCGUCUUUCCGUAUGUCCUUCGUCUUCCGUUAGUUUGACUCGCCAGCGUUCAAAUGAUUCUCCGUCUUCAGUAACUCACUGCACGUCAUACGCUAUCCAGCAGCCAACAAUGUCUAUACCUGCGUUCCAGUCACAAGCAGUCUACCAGUUACCUCAACCCAAUGGUGCAUUUUUUGUGUCAAGUCAUCCCCAAAUGGGAGUACAUAUCCUUUCGGGAUUACCUACUGCUGUCAGUUCUGGUUUGAUGGUUGGUGGUGUUCAUGUCUCACAAGCUUCUAACCAGCAAGUAUGUCCAACUCACACAUUAAUGCAGAUGCAGCCUGCACACCUACAAGUCCCUGUUGGACAGUCAGAUCAAGUCACUACUCCAUCAACUACGCCUCAGCAAACUUCUCAAUCUCAACAAUUAUUUCCUCAGCAGUUCCAAGAGCACUCUCACCCCAUCCAAAUACCUGCAUACGCGAAUGUCCCUGCUCAGUAUCAGCAUAACUUGGUAUUCGCCCCACAACAGAACGCACCUGCUUUCUAUCCCACAGCACCUGCAAUGGUAGCAGGUCCAGGGACAGUAAGUCAUGUUACUGGUCUCUCCCCAAUUGUCGGUCAGCACAAUCAUUCUUUGAAUGCUAGCAUUCCACACCAAUCAAACCAAACAGAUUCUGCAUUAAUAACUUCCCAACAAAUUCAACAAUCACACAUGAUGCCCCAACCAAAUUGCCAGCCCCAGCAGUUUAUGCAGCACUAUCCAACAGUCGCUCAAGCUCAGUUACUCCAAGCGCAACAACUCUCAGCUGCUCAACACAUGGGCAAUCAACAUCUCCCUAACAACUACCCGUACCAUGCUUUGAUUGCUGCUAUGGCAGCAGGAGGUGCAGCAGCUGCUCCGACUCACUAG